Molecule: messenger RNA, 889 nt
Organism: Striga hermonthica
Lineage: Eukaryota; Viridiplantae; Streptophyta; Magnoliopsida; Lamiales; Orobanchaceae
Source: the annotation of a GenBank genome assembly
GCGCAAAGAUGGUACCAUUCGCUCGCCCCACAUUCGGUCGCUAGGUGGUCACAAUUGAAGUCGAUGUUCCGAACACACUUUAUAAGAUCCCAAGCAUGCCGAAUUCCUAAAGAAUGGAUCAUUCAUAUUGUCCAAGGAGCGGACGAAAACUUGAAGGAUUAUAUCACUCGUUUCAACGAACGGGUACAAAACAUGGAACCGUGCCAUCAAGAGUCCCUGCUCGUUUCAACAUAUUCAGGAUUGAGACCAAAUUCGAUGUUCAAAUGGACCCUUUGCCAAAACAAGCCCCAGACGUACCACGAAUUCCUGAUGAAGGCUCAACAGCAUAUCAUGGCGGAAGAAAACAUGUCCGUCCCGUCAUUUCCAGCCCUGAACGAACCACCUACCAAAGCGAAGGAAUCUCGACCGAACAAGGAGUUCACGAAGGACGGAAGAAGUGCUCAAUUCCGAGCGAUGCAGAGGAAACAUCACGAGGAACUCACGAACAGCUACCAGGGAGUGUAUUCGGCCGGUGCGGCCGUAGUGUACGAAGAGCUGAAAAACAAGGGGAUCAUCCCAGACCCUAAACCGAUCAGGGCCGACGAGGAGAAUUUAGACAAAAGCCGAUAUUGCGCUUACCAGAAAUCGCACGACCACAAUACUGACCAGUUUCGGAAUUUGAUAUCUGCUCUGUUAAAACUAAUUGAUGAUCCGCAGUUAAGGAGGUUCACUAGGAUGGACGGAGGCAACCGGAGGCCAAGAAACGAUGAUCGAAUGAACCCAGGAGAUGAGCUCGACUUUGGAGCGAAUCCUCGGAGAACGAACGAACAUCCUAAUGAAAUCUUGACGAUCAAUCAGGAGCAACGAGGUGAGACAAGUGCAUCCGGGGGAAGGAAAAGGACAGCAUCCG